This is a messenger RNA of Cyclopterus lumpus (lumpfish), 570 nucleotides long. Its product is annotated as atrial natriuretic peptide receptor 1-like. Gene Ontology annotation, biological process: receptor guanylyl cyclase signaling pathway; cGMP biosynthetic process; intracellular signal transduction. The annotation marks the transcript as partial. The record is from RefSeq and is a predicted model, not a curated record. Gene Ontology annotation, molecular function: guanylate cyclase activity; peptide receptor activity. Lineage: Eukaryota; Metazoa; Chordata; Actinopteri; Perciformes; Cyclopteridae. The transcript is spliced from 5 exons.
CUGCAGGUCGUGACCUUGUUGAACGACCUCUACACCUGUUUCGACGCCAUUAUUGACAACUUUGAUGUUUACAAGGUGGAGACCAUUGGGGAUGCCUACAUGGUGGUGUCCGGACUGCCGGUGAGGAACGGGAAGCUACACGGGCGGGAGGUGGCCCGGAUGGCCCUCGCCCUGCUGGAUGCCGUCAAGAGCUUCAGGAUGCAACACCGAGCCAAUCAGCAGCUCCGGCUACGCAUUGGCAUCCACAGCGGUCCAGUGUGUGCAGGUGUAGUUGGGCUGAAGAUGCCCAGGUACUGUCUUUUCGGAGACACCGUCAACACAGCGUCACGCAUGGAGUCCAACGGAGAGGCUCUGAGGAUUCACGUGUCCGAGGCGACCCGCGAAGUUCUGCAGGAGUUCAACUGCUUUCAGCUGCAGCUCAGAGGAGAAAUCCAGAUGAAGGGGAAAGGAAGCAUGAGGACGUUCUGGCUCCUUGGAGAGGAAGGAGGAGAGGACACACAGGAAGGAGGAGAGGACACACAGGAAGGAGGAGAGGACACACAGGAAGGAGGAGAGGACACACAGGAAGGA